AUGUGUUCGAAUCCCAUUCUCAUUAGCAAUUUUGCACAGUUGCGGAAUGAUUCCAUUUCUGGACGCUCAGAUGGAUAUGGUGGCCUGUUGUCUUUGAAGGCCUCUCCAUGCGCGAGUAGAUAUUUGUCGAAGGAACGAAACGGAGGAGUUUGGCGUGAUGGUCGAGUAGUUGGUUUACCUCACCUCGUUCUUCAAGGCAUGUGUUCGAAUCUCAUUCUCAUUAGCAAUUUUGCUCAGUUGCGGAAUGAUUCCAUUUCUAGACGCUCAGAUGGAUAUGGUGGCCUGUUGUCUUUGAAGGCCUCUCCAUGCGCGAGUAGAUAUUUGUCGAAAGAACGAAACAGAGGUGUUCGGCGAGAUGGUCGAGUAGUAGGUUUACCGCUCUUCGCUUUUCGAGGCAUUGGUUCGAAUCCCAUUCUCAUUAGCAAUUUUGCUCAGUUGCGGAAUGAUUCCAUUUGUAGACGCUCAGGUGGACAUGGUGAUCUGUUGUCUCCAAAAACCUCUCCACACAUGAGUAGAAUAAUGUCGUAUAGGCAAAACCGAGCAGUCGGUUCAAGCCACCAUUCCCUUCGAGAUAUGGUAUCGAAUCCCACUCUCUUCAGCAAUUUUAUUGAGUUGCGGAAGGGUCCCAUUUGUGGACGCUUAGGAGAACAUGUUGACCUGUUCUCCUCAAAGAGCUCCCCAUACACGAGUAGAUUUUUUCGGAUGGGGAAAACAGAGCAGUACAGCGAGAUGAUUGAGCAGUCGGGCGAAGCACCAGUUCCUUCGGAACGUUGUAUCGAAUCCCACUCUCCUCAGCAAUUUUGCUGA
Messenger RNA from Angiostrongylus costaricensis, 807 nucleotides. NCBI's taxonomy places the organism in Eukaryota, Metazoa, Nematoda, Chromadorea, Rhabditida, Metastrongylidae. The record is from the annotation of a GenBank genome assembly.